GGCUGCAGGAGCCCACGGGAUAGCACAGCGGGAAGCUUGACAGAGGCAGUGGGCUGGAUUCGGGUGCUUCCCCAGGGCUCAUCCCUUCUCCUCCUCACACCUUUCUCUCUGGGUUUAUUGUCAUCAGCCAUACCAGGCAGGGGAGAGAUGGAGGGAGGGGAGGAGGCGUUCAGCUCGGUGCCUCCUCUCAUAACCUGUGCCUGACCAAUCUGCCUCCCGAGGGGCUGUAGGGAGCUCCCCAGCCCUGGCAUCUCCUCACCCCUCCCCGGCACGCGGAGAGGGAUGGUGGAAAGGGGGGGAGGAGGGAGAGAGAGGGACUGACAGCAACUGCCCUUUCUCCAGGAGGGGUCGAGAGAAGUGAAAACCUCCUAAGCUCCUUCCCUUGGGUGUUUCGGAGCAGACCCUGCUUGCCUGGCAGGGUGACUCCUCUGCACUGUCUCUGCGCGCUCCUAUGCGCGUGCUGCUGCCAUCGCAGAUGUACCCCCAGCUGUCACUUCGCCGCGCGCAGUCGCUCCCUCUCCCGCCUCUCUCUCUCUCUCCCUCUCCUCUAUUUAUUAUUUACGGAGGAUUACAGUCCCUUUCCCACGCUGCCAUCUCGCCGUGCGGCUCCUCUGCCCUCCACGCAGGGUGAGUGGCUGGCUAGGAGGGGCUCCUGCCAGCUAGGGUCCACCGAGAGCCCAGCUGGCAACGGAGGGACUUUCUGCUGGAUUUGUUUUGGGAUUGUACCGGGUUCGCUGGAAGAGCUGCCGUUCUCACAGGAGGGUCCAUCCCAGCCUGAGAGAGGGAGUUAAAUAGAGCACACGGAAAGCCUGCUGCCGGGGAGUGAAAGUCAAGGAGGGAGAGGGAAGGAAGAGGCUGUAAUUGGGCAGUGCCCGGGGAAUUGGUGGAAGUGGCUGCGGGCAGAGCCCCUCCAGGACCUGGCAGGCAGGCUACAAGGUCAUUCCUCCUCCCUUUGGGGCCGUGUGCCAGGCUGGCUGGUGGAUGUGAAGACACGCUGGAGAAGACAACAAUGCUGCCUACAACUGCCGGCCACCGGUGGAGGAGCAGGUUCCUCAUGAGGUGGCAAGAGGCUUGUCUGCUUGGCUGUUGGCUGUCUCUAUGUGCUGCCGAGUCCUUCUUUGCUUGUCCUUCCUCAUGCAAGUGUAACAGUGGCAACCUGGAAGUGGACUGUAGUGGCUUGGGCCUCUCUUCCAUCCCCUCAGACAUCCCCACAAACACCAGGACCUUCCUCUUUCUCAACAACAAACUCAGCAUCCUGCCGGGAGCAGUGUUUUCCAACCUCUCUGCCCUACAAAGGCUGGAUCUAUCCAACAACUUCUUGGACCAGCUCCCUCAGAACAUCUUCAGCGACCUGGGGAACCUCACGGAGCUCCAUCUGAGGAACAACAGCAUCCGGGCCUUGGACAAGGACCUGCUACAGCACACAGCCCUGUUGCGCCAGCUGGAUCUCUCCAUCAACGGCCUGGCCCAGAUACCCUCGGGCAUCUUUGACGACCUGCCUGCUCUCCGCUCCCUCUCUCUCAGGUCCAAUCGCCUGCAGAGCCUGGACAGGGUGACCUUUGAACCACUAACCAGCCUGCAGCAACUCCAAGUUGGGGAUAACCCCUGGGAAUGUGACUGCAACCUCCGAGACUUCAAGCACUGGAUGGAGUGGUUCUCCUACAGAGGUGGGAAAAUCGACCAGCUGGCAUGUACCCUGCCCAAGGAGCUGAAAGGGAAGGAUAUGAGAAUGGUGCCCAUGGAGAUGUUUAACUACUGCUCCCAGCUGGAUGAUGAGAACAGCUCUACAGUGCUGGACAAUACUGGCCCACCCUGCACUAAAGGAAGCCCAACUCCUUCCAAAUCUAAAUCAGGCCCAGAAACAGAAGUGGAGCCCAGUGUGGGAUGUCCUCAGAAACAGCGAUAUAGGCCUGUGAGCGUGCGCCGGGCUAUUGGCACUGUUAUCAUCGCAGGGGUGGUUUGCGGCAUCGUUUGCAUCAUGAUGGUGGUGGCAGCUGCUUAUGGUUGCAUCUAUGCCUCCCUUAUGGCCAAGUACCACCGGGAGCUGAAGAAGAGGCAGCCACUCAUGGGUGACACAGAAGGUGAACAUGAAGAGCAAAAACAAAUCUCUUCUGUGGCAUGAAACUCUUCUAGGAAGGAACGGACAGCAAUGAACAAAGGUACCGGAGAGCAGUCAAGCAUGGGGUCCUCCCAAAAUACAUCCUCCCAGACAGACAGACAGACUGUGCUAUUGCUCCACUCACCCAAGUAGUGCAACAUGCUUCUGGGGAGUCAGGGCACCUGGCUCAAUUUCUGUUCCUCUGCCCCAGGCCCAUUUCGUGCCCUUUCACCCUUGGGCCCUCCCAGACAAAUAAAGUAGAGUCAGACCUCGAGUGCUUGCUGUGCCUCAUGCCCUUGCACAGAGUUUCCCUCACAUGCCUGCUGUGGAGGCAGCUGGCACCUUCUGGGAACCUGUGUCAUCCUCUCAGCUUCGGUCCUGAGUCGUCCUGUAUCCUGUCAAGAGCUCUCUGCAAACAGAGAGCAGUUCUGUGAAAGCUUAUGUGAGGAGCAGGACAUCAGAAAUGUCCAUGCCUCUCUGUUAGGGUCACUGCUGUUGUGUGACAGUAAGUUGCUGCCCACCCUACAAGUCAGUGCUGCCGAGAACACAUCAGAAGGGAGGGAAAGUCCCUAGGGGAUGACAACAGUCGGGGGAGAUUUCCCUUCUCACUUUUAAAGGUGGAAAGAUACCCGUAUCACUCAAACACACUGCCAGGGAGUGCAGUGUCCCUCUUUUUGCUCCUGGCCAAGUCCAAAUCUGCAAGCUGACACACAUAUCAUCUGCUAUAUGUGCACAGAUACAGAGCUGUCCUCCUGUACACACACACACUGACUCAUUCUGAUGCCAACACACAGGCACAGUCAGACCCAGCUCCAGACACGCCACCUGUGCAUGCAGAUCCACAUGUGCCCAUGCUGAUCUGCCCUCUGCAUGCAGCCAUGAAUACAUUCAGCCAUUUUACCUUAGUCUUAUCAAAACAGUGCAUACCACCUCCUGCUUCAAACAAAAUACACGCACCCUGCCACUGAGGAGCCAACAGAAACAUCUCAGCCAUAGUACAGAGCCAGUGGAAAUGGGUGGGAGAGGAUGGAGAGAGGCAAAGUUAUUAAGGUUACAGCAUGAGUUUGUGGAAAUGAGUACGCAGCAUGAAAAAAAUAAGGUGUGUUCUUGUUUUCUAUUUUGUUUUCUAUGAUAAAUGGAGAGGUUAAGGAAGGAUAUGAAGCCUCCAUCUGGAAAUGUUGGAUUGGCAGAGCACAAGUGGGUCAUCAGGAAAGACUAGAGGAGGAGGCGGCUUACCACUCUUGGUAGUGUAAGCCAUGCUGAGGAGUAGUGUGAGCCUAUGGGAAGGUGGUGGGAGAAGACACAACCCAAGAGCUGGCAUGGCUGGCGGAGCGGCAGGCACAGUGUAUGGAGCAGGGUUAUGCAGCUGGGGUGACUGAAGAGAUGGGGCACAGUUCUGGAGGGUCUUGAGAUGAAGGCUCAAACCUGGACCACAGCAUGGCACAGGUGGGAGAGCCCAGAGCACAGGUGGGAGACUCCAGCACGGUAGGCAGCACAGCCCGCAUACGCUCCCCUCACCAUGACUCUGUGUUCACUGCCAUCCAUAGCUGCACAUGAGUGUGCCCACACACACAACUGCGCACACUGCCACUGUCAUGUAGAGUGACUUCCCCCAACCAGAUUUUAAAGCUCUCAGACUGCAGUGUCUCCUAUUAGUCUUGGCUCUUUCUGACACAACAGGAAAAAAAAAAAAAAAAAAAGUGAGAGGGGAAAAAAAAAAAUGAAAGGAACUCAACAUAAGGACUCAUUUUGUAUCACUGGAAGUGGGAUAAAAUGCUGUCUCCAGGGGAGAAUGCAUAUUGCCAUGGUAACCUGCUCUAACCCGUCACAGUGGGUAUUCCUGGGCGAGGAAGAUGACACCGGAGGUCGUGCAUCCGCAGUGCCUGUGGAUGCUGUGAUCCCUGCCAUCAGGAAACAAGCUGGCAGCAAGCCCAGCUUUGCAGGGUGUUUCGCUAGCAACCUGUGUUCAGAGCUGAGCAUGCACUGCAGGUGGACCCUGCCAGGGCACUUCACCUCUUCCCCCUGCUCCAGCUGGAUCCCAAUGCCUUCGGACAUCUCACAGCUCUCCUGCUCGCUGCUGCUGGAUCCCCAUGGAAGUGAUGCACGCUGGCUCCUCACCCCCUUCUGGUCCCAGACAGGUGGUUGUACUGACCCAUGGGCACAAAAUACCAAGUCUUUAAUCAAAGUCUGGAGUGGCAAAAUCCCUCCUGGCCUACCCAGGGCCACCAGAGGCAAAGAGACAGGAUGCUCUGGACUGUUUCAGCAUGACUUCCCUUUGACACAGGGAUACAUGGGACAGGGGAGGCUGUUCUUCAGGAAGCAGAAGACCAGGCUGCCCUGGAAGGACUGGGAGAAGCAGUCUACCCACAAGUGUGCACACACAUUGUACCCCACUCCCAGCACACUGCUUGUGGAGAAGAGGAGGAGGAGGAGGGCUCACAAGAUAUGAGGAGGAAGGACUCUUCCCCCAUGCACUGUAUAGCCACUCCAACCAUCCCAUGUGCUGCAACUGUAGCCCAAUCUGAAGGGCAGAACUGGUGCACUGCAGACUCCGUAUGCGUGUUACUGCUGCUCCACAUUCCCAGCAAGCCAGGACUAGACUCUGCCUGCUGGAUCCAAACCUCUCCCCAACCUCCCUCUCAGGGGAACUUCUCCCUUUACCAUACUGGACUCCACAAUCAUACUUGAAAUGGGACUUGAGUCAGAGCGGUAUAUUUAUAGAUCUAUAUUUUACUUGCAUCAAAUAAUGGUGAAAUAUUGCACAAAACAAAUGGGAUCUAUAUAUGUGUGUGUGUGUAUGUGUGUGUGUGUGUGAGUGAGCAAGAGAGUGAGAGAGAGAUUGUUUUUAAGGGGAUAGACUAGAGGUAAAACAAAUGGGAGGGAGGCAGAGGACAAUGCAGGGGUUGGGGGGUGAAAACCUCCUUUCCCUGCACCUUCUGCAUGACCUCCUCCUACCCUGACCAAUUUUUCUUUGUUGCUAAUAAUAUUUUCUAUAUCUUGUGUUGUGGGACUGAUGAUGACCUUGCCCAUCCUUUCCUUUUUGUUUUCAUUUAUAAGGCAGAAAGUCUGGAUUCAUCUCAACCCUAGACAAGGGACUGCUAUGUUUAGAAACUCACCCAGGAAAGGAGAAGACAGGAAAGGGGAGAAAAGAGCGCUGCUGAGAAAAAUGAAGGCUGGCUGCUGUGGGAAGUCCCACUGGAAAGCAGAUACUGGGCUUGGAAGGACGAGGACCUGUCCUCUUUCAUGCAGAGUAACAGGGUUCACUGGGAAAUGCCCACUUUAUACCACUGUUUGCAAACAGGCUCUUUACUCUGUUCCCUAGCACACCUGGAAAACAGGCUGCCCUAGUGUGACCGAGCUGCUGCACUGUCCACAGGCACUCUAGGGAACAUGGUACGCAGCGUGGUCAGAAAUGAAGCUCUCCUGUGGGAUGCUGGAUACAGAAUGAGACCCAGUGCUCCUUUUGUGCCCAGGCAAUGGGUUCCUCUGGUGUGUGGGGACAGGGGCUCCCGUUCCCCCUGCAGGCAUGGCUAGGCAUGGGGGGAAUCCCCCUGAACGCACCCUUUGCUGCAGGCAGGAGUACCAAUGCCACAGGCAGAUGCCUGCCCUCAGGAAACGGUUUUCUGGGGCGGGCAGGUCCAACAUGUGCCAGGGCAUGUAGGGGCUGGCAGGACCACCAGAAACACCCCUUCUGCUCCCCCUGCUGCCCUUCCCCACACACCCACCUGUAGUACAGGCAGGCACAUUUCUUGCAGGGAACAGAUGGCACUUGUAAUUUCUUUUUCUUUUUGUUACUGUUUGAAGGAGAGCAACAAGAUUUUCUAAAAUGAUUGAAUGGAGGUUUCUUUGGCAUGAGACAGAAAAUUUUUAAAGGUAUAUUAUAUUUCUGGCUUGUUGUUACAGAAGAAUAAUAAAGAAUGUAUUUUCCUAUG
Molecule: messenger RNA, 6030 nt
Organism: Harpia harpyja (harpy eagle)
Lineage: Eukaryota; Metazoa; Chordata; Aves; Accipitriformes; Accipitridae
Gene: LRTM2
Product: leucine rich repeats and transmembrane domains 2
Exons: 5
Coding region: 1010-2122 (370 amino acids)
Molecular function (GO): protein binding
Source: RefSeq, a predicted model, not a curated record